Messenger RNA from Epinephelus lanceolatus (giant grouper), 1037 nucleotides. Its product is annotated as methionine-R-sulfoxide reductase B1-A-like. The record is from RefSeq and is a predicted model, not a curated record. NCBI's taxonomy places the organism in Eukaryota, Metazoa, Chordata, Actinopteri, Perciformes, Serranidae. Gene Ontology annotation, biological process: protein repair. Gene Ontology annotation, cellular component: nucleus. Gene Ontology annotation, molecular function: peptide-methionine (R)-S-oxide reductase activity.
AACGCUGCUGCUACCUGCUGGUCCAGAGAAGUUUAAACUGCUCCGUGAAGAAGCCGGAUAAACACGCUGCGUGGAGAAUACAGGGAUGUCGUAUUGCAGUUUCUUCGGUGGAGAGGUCUAUAAAGACCAUUUCGAAACAGGGAUUUACGUGUGCUCCAAGUGUGAUCACCAGCUGUUCACCAGCCGCUCCAAGUACGAACACUCGUCCCCCUGGCCGGCCUUCACAGAGACCAUCCAUGAGAAUAGUGUAUCUAAACAUAAGGAGAGACCUGGGGCAUACAAGGUACGAUGUGGGAAAUGUGGAAAUGGACUCGGCCAUGAGUUUGUGAAUGAUGGGCCAGCCAAAGGCCUGUCUCGCUUCUGAAUAUUCAGCAGCUCACUGAAGUUCGUCCCUAAAGAUAAGGUUGAUGGGCAGUAAAGUGAGCUGAUUGAGGGGACUUGGAGGAGUCUCUCUGCUCUGCUGAAGGUGUGGACAGCGGAUGACGUGUUCUGGGAUAAAGCCCAACUGGGAGCGCCAGGGCUCUGAUGAAAGAUGGCCACACUGAACGGCAAGAACAGAGGACUGGUCUCAGCACCUUUUUAUUAUGCAAUCAUCACCAUCUCAGGAUAGCCUCACUGAUUACACAGCGUCUCACCAGCUGCAUAUUUAUUAAUGACUGAGAUCGUCUCAUGGGUACAAUAGGCUCCUCAAUUCUGUAAGUUAUUUCUUAAUGAGAGAAAUCAUGUUUGUUUACCUUCAGUUUUACCUGUUUCCCCCAAACUGUCAGAGUAAACAAACAAGCGUACAAGUCUGUUAGAAAGAAAUAGCUCAUAAGACAAUGAAUCCAAGACUACAGCACAUGAAGAUUGAUCAUGAUUUAUAUUUUUAAUUCAUUCAUCGACAACUGCCUCUACCUGCUGGUUGGUGUAUCAUGCAGGAAAUCAGUAAUAAUACUGUUUUCACUAUUCAGAAGCUUUAUGUAAAUGAUCCCAAUGACUGAUAUGCAAACUGAAGGAAAUCUAUUUUAAAUUAAAAUGAGAAAAAGCUAUGAAUAUAA